This is a messenger RNA of Falco peregrinus (peregrine falcon), 7431 nucleotides long. It is a transcript of the gene ACSL6, whose product is annotated as acyl-CoA synthetase long chain family member 6. Bases 473 to 2569 code for a protein of 698 amino acids. Lineage: Eukaryota; Metazoa; Chordata; Aves; Falconiformes; Falconidae. The record is from RefSeq and is a predicted model, not a curated record. Gene Ontology annotation, biological process: very long-chain fatty acid metabolic process; long-chain fatty-acyl-CoA biosynthetic process; long-chain fatty acid metabolic process. The transcript is spliced from 21 exons. Gene Ontology annotation, molecular function: arachidonate-CoA ligase activity. Gene Ontology annotation, cellular component: endoplasmic reticulum; membrane.
UUUUCCCAGAAGAAAAAAAACCAAAACCCGUUUCUGCCUUUCAUUUUAAAUGGAGCAUUUGCAGGAAGGCUUUGCAGUGUUACAUCCAAAACCUUCUCCUCGAGGCUGUUCAGAGCCCUAAACCCUCCAGUACCAUAAAGCGAUGUGCCAACCCCGUGCAACGUUCAGAGCAGAGGGGGUGAGGGUUAGCCCAGGCUCCCAGGGCUGGGAUGCGGAGUCUCCAGUGCCUCAAGGGUUACACCGGGGCACUGCUGCUGCUGCGCUAAUACAGCCUAAGCUGAUAUUAGCCAAGCUUAACUUCUUUCAGCAGUUUGCAGAUGGGAAGGGGGUGGGACGUCCUGGAGUCAGCAGUUCUUAAACAAGUCCAUGGAACGCCAGCCUGAGACCCAGCCAUGAGCUGACUGCCUGUAAGGGGAGAGGAGGGGAAACCCGCUUCCCUGGAGCUGAGUUUGCCGUUUCGCUCCUGGAGAAGAUGCAGGCUCAGGAAAUCCUGCGGAGCCUGCGGCUCCCUGAGUUCGACGACCUCAGCCAGUUUUUCCGCAACCUGCCAGCCACAGCACUGGUGGGCAUUGGUGCCUUCGCAGCCGUUGUUGCCUACUGGUUUGCCAGCCGGCCCCGGGCCGUGAAGCCGCCCUGCGACCUGCGGAUGCAGUCGGAGGAAGUCGAGGGCCUGGCUGGGGCACGCCGGUCGGUGAUCGGGGACAGCCCGCAACUGCUGACACACUACUACGACGAUGCCAGGACCAUGUAUGAGGUCUUCAGGAGGGGAUUCAGCAUCUCCGAAAACGGCCCCUGCCUGGGGUUCAGGAAGCCCAAGCAGCCCUACCAGUGGCUGUCCUACAAGGAGGUGGCUGAAAGAGCAGAAGCUCUGGGUUCAGGCCUUCUUCAGCAGGGCUGCAAGCCUUCCACAAAGCAGUUCAUUGGGGUCUUUGCUCAAAACCGUCCAGAGUGGAUCAUUUCCGAGCUGGCUUGCUAUACCUACUCCAUGGUGGUGGUUCCCCUCUACGAUACCUUAGGUCCUGGAGCCAUUCGUUACAUUGUCAACACAGCUGACAUUUCCACAGUCAUUUGUGACAAACCUGAAAAAGCCAGAAUACUCCUCGACCACGUGGAGAGGAGAGAAACCCCAGGUCUGAGCUCCAUCAUCCUGAUGGAUCCCUUUGAGAAGGAGUUGACGGAGAGGGGAAGGCGCUGUGGAGUUCGCAUCCAGACCAUGCAGGAGGUGGAGGACUGUGGCCGUGAGAGUCGACAUGUGCCUGUGCCUCCUCGGCCAGAAGAUCUAUCGAUUGUCUGUUUUACUAGUGGCACUACAGGAAACCCCAAAGGUGCUAUGCUGACUCAUGGGAACGUGGUUGCUGAUUUUUCAGGCUUUUUGAAAGUGACGGAGAGUCAGUGGUCUCCUACUUGUGAGGAUGUACACAUUUCCUAUUUGCCUUUAGCACACAUGUUUGAGAGAAUGGUACAGUCUGUAGUUUACUGCCAUGGAGGGCGAAUUGGGUUCUUUCAAGGAGAUAUUCGUCUCUUGUCUGACGAUAUGAAAGCAUUGCGUCCAACCAUCUUCCCUGUCGUGCCACGGCUGUUAAACAGAAUGUAUGAUAAGAUCUUCAGCCAGGCAGACACGUCCCUCAAGCGCUGGAUUCUGGAAUUUGCUGCAAAACGGAAAAAGGCUGAAGUUCGAAAUGGGAUCAUUAGAAAUGACAGCUUGUGGGAUAAACUUUUCUUUAAUAAAAUACAGGCGAGCCUGGGGGGGUGCGUUCGCAUGAUUGUCACCGGUGCUGCCCCCGCGUCUCCAACCGUCCUGGGCUUCCUCCGUGCAGCCCUCGGAUGCCAGGUUUAUGAAGGCUAUGGCCAAACAGAAUGCACAGCUGGAUGCACCUUUACAACUCCAGGUGACUGGACAUCAGGUCAUGUAGGAGCCCCUUUGCCCUGUAACUUAAUCAGAUUGAAGGAUGUGGAAGAGCUGAAUUAUUUUGCUUCCAAAGGAGAAGGAGAGAUAUGUGUGAAAGGACCAAAUGUUUUCAAAGGUUAUCUGAAAGAUGAAGAGAAGACAACUGAAGCACUGGACCAGGAGGGCUGGCUUCACACUGGAGACAUUGGGAAAUGGCUGCCUAAUGGGACUCUUAAAAUUAUUGAUCGGAAAAAGCAUAUAUUUAAACUCGCUCAGGGAGAAUAUAUUGCACCAGAGAAGAUAGAGAAUAUCUAUAUCCGCAGUGACCCUGUUGCCCAGAUCUACGUCCAUGGAGACAGCCUGCAGGCCUUUCUGGUGGGAAUUGUUGUGCCCGAUUCCGAAGUUAUGCCAGGCUGGGCAAAGAAAAGAGGGUUCGAUGGAACAUAUGCAGAACUCUGUAAAAAUAAGGAACUGCAGCAAGCGAUAAUGGAAGACAUGGUACGGUUAGGUAAGGAGAGUGGACUCCAUUCCUUUGAGCAGGUCAAAGCUAUUUAUAUUCACUCUGAUAUGUUCUCAGUACAAAACGGUUUGUUGACACCAACGUUGAAGGCUAAGAGACCAGAACUAAGAGAUUACUUCAAAAAACAAAUAGAAGAGCUAUAUUCAAGCAUCUCCAUCUGAAAUCACCGCAAGGAUCUUCUGAAUAAUGGACUUCGUAGCAAUAUUAGAAUAAUACUCAAAAGUACAGAGCCAGAACGACACAGCUGAAACGGAUAAGCAUCUGAAUCUUACAUUUGAGCAUUUAAUUUUUCUAGGAUGUCAGCACUAACCACAUUUUUCCUUCUUUUUCCAUCAGGUGUGAUAGUUUAUUUUUUACUCUAUGUACACAGUAGGGUACUACUAAGAAUUAUGCUAAAUUGCCACAAAACAUAUGGAAAUUUCAGUCUAUGACCAAGUAAAUUAUGAAAAUGUACCUUAUUAAUAACUAUAAACACUUCUAAUUCAAACAGAAAAUUUCACGUAUGUCUGUUGAUACUAGAUUGUACAUAAACUAAUACAUUAGAAACUAAAAUUGUGGAUAAUUCAAUAAUGUGGUCUACCUCAAACAAUCAGUGAUUGAUGAUGAAAGUCUAUUUUCCCUGAUCUGCAACUUCAAGCUGGAUAUUGUUUUAUAUAUUAAGUGAUAGUUUUUGUAUUUUCCAAGACAUAAUUGGCAUUGAUUUGUUUUAAUCAUUAAUGACCUACCUAACAACCAGAAUACAAACAGGAAUGAAUCUCCCACUAUUUGUACUUAGUAGACCUAUGAGUAUAUUACAUCGAACAGAUUAACAUUACCUGGAAAUUACAUGAACAGGGUAGGAAGCACUAGGCUAGAAUUCCCUCUCUUUCCUUUUCAUCUGAACUCAGUUUAUACACGGUGUGCUGAUUUUGCAUUAGGGCCGCCUUCAGUACACUCACGGACAUCUGAACUGCUCAAACCGAGAAGGUUGCAAAAGCAUCGCUGGCUCUGUGGCAGCUUUCUGUGGGAGUUCACAUUAACCCGUGUGCUCCCGGUUCCUAAUUUAUUACUUUACAUGCUGCUAAUACUGCAUCAUCCGGUUGGACUAACUCCCUUUCAGAAGCAGUGCUAAAGAAACGGAGCACAAGGUAUAUAAGCUGCGAUUCUGAACAGGGCUUAGCAAAAUGAAUUCGUUUGGGAGGAAGGCCAGCCCGUGGUGCAGCAGCGGAGGGCAUCCUUCGGCUGGCCGGGGAAGAGGAGAAAAUACUGCCCUGCAAGGUGCGCAGGGGUGGGUGAAAGGCGGUGGCAGCCGCUGCUGCUGUAAGCUGUCGCAGCAUGGUAAAACAUUGGACAUGGCUGCAGAAUGGCCUGCUGAGAGAACAUCUGUGUUCAGGCGUCUGGAAGCCUCAGUGCCCGCUGUCAUCGUUUCCAGGGCCUUCUCUGGAGUAAAGAGCAAGUUUUCCAGAUGAAACCUUAGAUUUCACAGCCAGCUGCAGCCAUUAGGAAAGGGCUAAGUCCCACGUGGAGUAGGAACAGACUCUAGAGCUCUCUCCUGAUACAAAGCACGGUACAAAACAAUGAGAAAACAAGUCUAGUGGCUUGCAUACUUGGAUUGCCGGUGGCUUCCUUCUGCUAAACAGGGUCCUAAAUACUUAUGUGUAUUUUAAUAGCUGCUGUUUGUUGCACCAGUGCAUACUAGCAUGGAGCUGUGCCUGCUAGAUCAUCUUUGCUAGGACAGUGAAAGCACACUUAUUUUCUCUCUUAAACUGGAGUCCACUGUAGACUUUUGAAGCUAAAAGUUUAAAUUUUUCAUCUGAACGAUCUCUUACUUUCCCUCUGAGAUUCCAUUGCAUGCUUCAAAAUGAAAUAAAUUGAAUUAAUGAGUUAGCGUUACAUGAAGACUGAUUUAUUGCAGUGAUUUCAGAACAAAAUGAUACAAAGGAAAUUGUUGUCAGCUAACACCAUCACUCACAGAAAGAACAUGGUGAUUUGAUCUAUCAAAUGCGCGAGUACGUGUCUGAAUCCCUUUUUGCGCCUGAUUCCUCAUUUGAUUCCAGUGCAAUGACUCAUAUCAGUCCAAAGCAAGUAAGAAAUAUUGCUACUGUGACCUGAUGGUAUUGUACAGUCAUUUGUCACCAAUGUACGCAGCAACAGCAUCCCUGGGGAAGUUGUGUCUGCCACAUCUACAGGGCAUAGGAAUUACUGGAUAAAAUCUGGCUCUUUACGUCAAGUCAUAAAGGAUUUUCAUCUCCGAGGAAUCUAGUUCAUCUCAUUUUUGUAUCAGCCAAAAGACGGUCAUUACAUACGCAUGCUUCAAAGAAUGAAGAAUUAGAUUCAAUACAAUUUCCUGUCUGUUUUAAUGUGACUUAUUUUUUAAAUAAAAAGCAAAACUAGUCAUCUACAUAAGUACAGAAAAGCUAUUUUCCACUGACCUUUUUCUACCACAUGAAUUUAAUUUGCUUUUCUCCUAAGUUGAUUUCAGUUUACCAGACUUUUCUAGACAACUAAACUCUGACUUUGUGUAAGUAUAGAAGAUGCCAGUAUGAGUUUGUUUACAGCUUAGGUGGCUGUUAGCUUUACGUAUAUAAUGCUGGGUAACUUCUUUUGGUAUUUGAUGCAAAAUGUCAGAUGUACUAGAGCCAAAGAUGAGAACACCAAAAGAAUAAGAAAGAAAAAAUAGGGACGUGGCCACACUAGGAUGACGCAAAAUUUGGGAGAAAUUGGGUUGUUACACCAAAAGUGUGAAUAUUUUCAGAGCUUGUGAAAAGCUGUAUAAAUAAACUAAAAUCUUUCUUUAAUGCUUUCUUGUGUAAUCAGAUGCUCCUCUGCAGGUCAGUCUCUCUCACCGUAAUUGUAAUAACGUUGUAAGAGAUUAAAACUCAAAAAGAAUACAUGCGUAACAUAUAAGCUAGGCACAAACAUGCUUCUCCUCAAAUUGCAGGAAUAUUUAUUUUGCAUUGAGCUUUCUUAAACUGAAAUACUUGUUGUGCCUACCAAGGAAGAAUCUCCAGGGCUGUUCAGUAACCAGUGUGGGGUUUUUUUCCCCCUCAAAAUAACUAAUUACAAAAUUAAUUUAUUGAUAUUCAUCUUACUGAAAGAGUUUAGACUCAAACGUGUAAAUGGUGAUGCAAGUUACCUUUCCCUGUAAAGAGCCCUAUUCUUGACAGCUUUGGGGUUUGAACUAGUCGCUGUCACCUGGGGCUUCAUUCCGCAAUCAAUUAAUGAAAAGAAUCCAGCGAGCCCACUGAAACAAGCACCGCUCCAGCCUGCCACGGCCGGUGGGAUGGGUGCACGGUCAGAGUCCAGCCCCUGCGCCCAGGCUGUGGCUCGGAGCGGCGAAAGCACAGCGGCCUCGCGCAGCCGGGUCAGACAGAGCAUUUGGCACCGUCGCCCAACGGCGGGUGCUGCGGGCUGAGGGACGGUGGUCUUGGGCGUGUUAAAUAUAGCAGGUUCUUCCCGCGUCUGGUGCUAUGCCUGUGAAACCACUGGGAGGCUGUCUCCAGUGCUCAUAUACAAAACUCAGAAUAAAAUACAUUUUCCAGGAAGAUAAUAUUGCUUAGUUAUGUGUUUCGUAUGUUCUUUGCUCAAUAUAUUGCACAGAGAAAAUACCAUUCUGCCACAGAAACGGUCUGGUACACACAAGUGGGAGCAGAAACCAUACCAGUCUUAACCCCAUGUUGGCAGGAAAUACACAGCAUUAUUCUGUCCUGAAAGGCACAUUUGCCAGUUAAAAUGCUUGACGCACAUCAGGUGAGAGAGAGACGGUGAGUUAUUGAUAAAGUACUGUUUUGCAAUCUGUCCUCACUGUUAGCAAGUAUGUAUCAGCAUCAAUAAAGUCCAGUGUCAUUUUUGCCAUGAAUAUGAAAUUCUUGCAUAUAACAGAAACUAAUCUGACUUAAUCUUCUGGGAUGAAACAAAUUAACUUAAUUUUUUUUUAAUUUAUUUUCCAUGUGUUUAAAGCACAAACUGGUGAUCUAUAUGUAAAUAAACUGCUUCAAGAUGAAUGUAAACUGGGAAAGAAUAUACUAUUUUUGCAUGGUAACAGAUUACUUAAAGACCUCUUGAUGCCUUACAGGAAAUUUGGAAAAGCAUUUUAUUUAGAGGCAAUUCUGUCUGUGUACUUUUUGUAUCUUUAGCUCACUUUGGUUUUGUCUAUGGAAAAUAAAAGUUACCAGAAUUAGAUCUUUGUUUCUUCUUGGAAUUAACAUUUAUUAGUACUUUGCAUAUGCAGUGGUUUCUAUACCACCCUUACUCCUGUAAAAUGACGAAGCUAAGGCUAUGCUUUUUGGAGGAGAAAUCUGGAUGCUUGUAGUCUGGGAGGUAAAAGGGUUUCGAUCCCUGGAAUUGUUCCAAAAUAAAAUGUUUUCUGAGGCAUCUAGAGCCCCUUUAAGCCCUUCAUUUCAGCUUUUUGUUAUGUAUUUUAGCAAAGUACAAGCAGCAAACAAAUGAGGCGUUUCCAUGUUGCCUAUUCUAUUUCCAACUAACGGUGAAGGGGUUAAAAUAGAACAUAUGCAUUUGUGUAAAAAAAAAAAAAAGAGAAAAAUCUUAUCUGUAAUUAAAGAUUUAGCAGUUUUGGUAUAUCAGCAUGUACGUCAAAAAGUCAUCUAUGGAAACUUUUGUAAAGAAAUAAAUUUGUCCCAUUUCUCAAAACCGCUCGUUAGCUUUUUCUCAUAGACUGAUGUACGAUUAAAGCUCUUUUAUAAAAAACGUUGCUGCUCCAGCACUCUGUCCUCGCAAUCCGUACGGUGACGCAGAAUGUGUGCCUAUACUAAACGUGUUGUAAACAAAAAAUAAAUUAUGUGUAAAAUAAAGUAACAACCAAAGGAAUAUUGGAACCUGAGAUUGGUUUUAGCAAUCUUCUACGAAAAAAAUGUUGCAAAGUUCUCUGAAGAUGCAGCACUUUCUGUAAUGGUUUCAUUUUUUAUUUUAAAUCAAUAAUAAUAAUAAUAUAACCAAAUGUAUAUGCUUGUUUAAUAUGAAUUGACAAUUGGGAAUGCAUAGUAUUUUUUCAGACUAUGUGUCUAAACCAAUAAAGUUUAAAAGC